GUCAUCUGUGAAAGAAGUCUGCUUUGUUUACAUAGUUCAUGUUUUGAUCAAUUAAGGAUAGAUAUGGCUAAGUAUUUAGGUUUGGAUAAAGUGAAGCGAAUUUUUGAUAUUAUUAAGCAUAAUGGUGGUAUUAUACGGUCGAUUCAGCAGUUAUAUAGAACAGAUGAGCUCAAAAUAGGUACCUUGGUAGGUGUGGACAAAUUUGGAAACAAGUAUUAUGAAAAUAAAAUGUAUUUUUAUGCUCGAAAUCGAUGGGUGGAUUAUACUGAAGCUGUUAAUUUAGAUUAUGAUGGCAGUCAAGUCCCACCAGAAUGGCAUCGAUGGUUACAUUUUAUGACAGAUGAUCCACCAACUGUGAAAAAACCUGUAGAAUACAAAUGGAUUAUGGACCAUACUCCAAAUAUGUCUGGAACAAACAAAGCUUAUAUGCCAUAUUCAACAACAAAACCCAAAGUUCAACCUUGGGUUCCACCUAAAUAAUAUAUUAGAUGAUUGUGGACUGAACUCAUUUCGUGCAUAGCACGAGAUGUUUACUUUUCGUAAAUUUGUUAGAAUUCAAAAUAUAGUAUAUUUACUACCUUGCA
This is a messenger RNA of Stegodyphus dumicola, 584 nucleotides long. RefSeq names its product NADH dehydrogenase (ubiquinone) B17.2 subunit (gene ND-B17.2). Lineage: Eukaryota; Metazoa; Arthropoda; Arachnida; Araneae; Eresidae. The record is from RefSeq and is a predicted model, not a curated record. Gene Ontology annotation, biological process: response to oxidative stress. Gene Ontology annotation, cellular component: membrane; respiratory chain complex I.